Molecule: messenger RNA, 1866 nt
Organism: Eruca vesicaria subsp. sativa (arugula)
Lineage: Eukaryota; Viridiplantae; Streptophyta; Magnoliopsida; Brassicales; Brassicaceae
Source: the annotation of a GenBank genome assembly
CAUCAUCAGAGUUUCUGUGGCAAAAACUAUGGGUUCCAUCGAAGAAGAGCAACUCCUCAUCGAACAAGGCUCAAUACAGGAGGAACUCAAACUAUAUGCAGAAGAUGGUUCCAUAGACAUCAAUGGAAACUCACCGUUAAAGCACAAAACUGGAAACUGGAAAGCUUGUCCUUUUAUUCUAGGCAAUGAAUGUUGUGAGCGGUUGGCUUACUACGGUAUUGCUCUCAAUCUCAUCACUUAUCUCACCGCUGAACUCCACCAAGGAAACGUUUCCGCCGCCAGAAACGUCACGACAUGGCAAGGAACUUGUUACAUCACUUCUCUCAUUGGAGCCGUCUUAGCUGAUGCUUACUGGGGUAGAUACUGGACCAUUGCUUCUUUCUCCUCCAUUUAUUUCAUCGGAAUGACUGCUCUGACUCUCUCUGCUUCGGUUCCAUAUCUGAAACCCUCUGACUGCAUCGGAGACUUCUGCCCAUCACCAACCACAACUCAGUACUUAACCUUCUUCCUCGGGCUUUACCUUAUAGCUCUCGGCACGGGAGGAAUCAAACCGUGCGUCUCCUCCUUUGGUGCUGAUCAGUUUGACGACAAGGACCCGAGUGAACGUGUUAGAAAGUCUUCUUUCUUCAACUGGUUCUACUUCUGCAUUAACAUCGGAGCAUUUGGAUCGUUUCUUCUUGUGUUUGUUCAAGAGAAUAUCGGCUGGGGAUUAGGUUUUGGUACACCAACUGUGUUCAUGGGAUUAGCUAUCAUCAGUUUCUUCUUUGGCACUCCACUCUAUAGGUUUCAGAAACCUAAAGGUAGUCCCAUCACAAGGAUUUGUCAAGUUCUUGUCGCUUCAUAUCAUAAAACGAGUCUUAAAGUCCCUGAAGACACAACACUUCUGUAUGAAAACGAAGCACAAGAACCGAGUUCAGUGGUCAUUGCUAGUAGGAAACUCCAGCAUACUGAUGAUUACAAGUAUCUUGAUAAAGCUGCUGUUUUAUCAGCAGAAGAAGCAAGAUCCUUAGAUUUAUACAAUCCAUGGAGACUAUGCACCGUUACACAGGUCGAAGAAGUCAAGAUUCUUAUUAGAAUGCUCCCCAUAUGGGCUUCAGGUAUCAUCUUCUCAUCUCUCUACGCUCAAGCAACCACCAUGCUUGUCCAACAAGGAAGAGCCAUGAACUGCAACGUCGGCUCUUUCAAGAUUCCUCCAGCGACUCUCGGGGUCUUCGACUGCAUCACCGUCCUCAUUUGGGUCCCACUCUACGACCGGUUCAACGUCCCGGUCGCUAAACUUCUCACAAGAACCGACAAUGGCUUCACCGUGCUUCAAAGAAUGGGAAUAGGUCUUUUCAUCUCUAUCUUCGGUAUAGCAGCAGCAGCUAUACUUGAGAUGGUUAGGCUCGGUAUGGCGAAAACCGGAACCGAGGUUUCUUUAACCGUGUUUUGGCAGCUUCCGCAGAUUUUUAUAUUUGGUGCAGCAGAGGUUUUCUACUUUGUAGGACAGCUUGAGUUCUUUUAUGGUCAGUCACCAGACUCGAUGAGGAGUGUGUGUAGUGCGUUGGGAAUGUUGGCUAAUGCGUUGGGGAGUUACUUGAGCUCGUUGAUUCUCACGGUUGUGACUUAUGUCACGACCAAGGACGGUGGAGAUGGGUGGAUUACGGAUGAUCUAAACGAGGGACAUCUUGAUUACUUCUUUUGGUUACUGGCCGGUUUAAGUAUUUUGAAUGCAUUGGUUUAUGUUUUCUCUGCUGUUAAUUACAGUUACAAACAGAAGACAACGUUGUAGAUGUGACUUUUGUAUGUAUGCAUGGUUUACCUUUUCUUAUUAGAACAUAAAAAUUAUCAAAUUCAUCUGUUGAAAUUCGUCAUUUUCAUUUGAUG